AUGGCAAUCUGGACUUCUCAGCGUUACAUGGAUAUCUUGAGUCAUUGCCAAAGCACCUGCAGGGACCGUUAUCUGCCAGUAUACCUAGUGGUAGAGGAUAUCAGGCUAAUUGCAUUGCAUGAAGGUGAGAGCAGGAAAAUUAUUAGCAUGGAGGAUUGA
Messenger RNA from Sclerotinia sclerotiorum 1980 UF-70, 159 nucleotides. RefSeq lists its product with no specific name. The record is from RefSeq and is a predicted model, not a curated record. Lineage: Eukaryota; Fungi; Ascomycota; Leotiomycetes; Helotiales; Sclerotiniaceae. The transcript is spliced from 2 exons. The coding region runs from base 1 to 159 and encodes 52 amino acids.